Messenger RNA from Elephantulus edwardii (Cape elephant shrew), 1105 nucleotides. It is a transcript of the gene SLC35C1, whose product is annotated as solute carrier family 35 (GDP-fucose transporter), member C1. Lineage: Eukaryota; Metazoa; Chordata; Mammalia; Macroscelidea; Macroscelididae. Gene Ontology annotation, biological process: protein O-linked glycosylation via fucose; GDP-fucose import into Golgi lumen. Gene Ontology annotation, molecular function: antiporter activity. Bases 7 to 1101 code for a protein of 364 amino acids. The record is from RefSeq and is a predicted model, not a curated record. The transcript has 2 exons. Gene Ontology annotation, cellular component: Golgi apparatus.
GCUACAAUGAACAGGGCCCCUCUGAAGCGGUCCAGGAUCCUGCAUAUGGCGCUGAUGGGGACCUCAGAGCCUUCGGGAGACGAAGGGAACAGUGAGGAGAAGCCCUUCCUGCUGCGGGCACUCCAGAUCGCACUCGUGGUCUCCCUGUACUGGGUCACCUCCAUCUCCAUGGUGUUCCUGAACAAGUACCUGCUGGACAGCCCCACCCUGCGCCUGGACACCCCCAUCUUCGUCACUUUCUACCAGUGCCUGGUCACCGCGGUGCUGUGUAAGGGUCUCAGCACGCUGGCCGCCUGCUGCCCGGGCUCUGUGGACUUCCCUACACUGCGCCUGGACCUGAAAGUGGCCCGCAGUGUCCUGCCCCUGUCCGUCGUCUUCAUUGGCAUGAUCACCUUCAACAACCUCUGCCUCAAGUAUGUCGGAGUGGCAUUCUACAACGUGGGCCGCUCGCUCACCACCGUGUUCAACGUGCUGCUCUCCUACCUGCUACUCAGGCAGACCACCUCCUUCUACGCCCUGCUUACCUGCGGGAUCAUCAUCGGUGGCUUCUGGCUUGGUGUGGACCAGGAGGGAGCAGAGGGCACCCUGUCUUGGGUAGGCACCAUCUUUGGGGUGCUGGCCAGCCUCUGUGUCUCCCUCAACGCCAUCUAUACCAAGAAGGUGCUCCCGGCGGUGGACGGCAGCAUCUGGCGCCUGACCUUCUACAAUAAUGCCAACGCCUGCGUCCUCUUCCUGCCCCUGCUCCUGCUCCUGGGGGAGCUGCACACCCUGCUGGCCUUCACCCACCUGGGCAGCGCCCACUUCUGGGGCAUGAUGACGCUAGGUGGCCUGUUUGGCUUUGCCAUCGGCUACGUGACUGGACUGCAGAUCAAGUUCACCAGCCCAUUGACCCACAACGUGUCGGGCACGGCCAAGGCCUGUGCUCAGACGGUGCUGGCUGUCCUCUACUACGAAGAGACCAAGAGCUUCCUCUGGUGGACAAGCAACCUGAUGGUGCUGGGCGGGUCCUCUGCCUACACCUGGGUCAGGGGCUUGGAGAUGAAGAAGGUGCAGGAGGAGCCCAGCCCCAAGGAGGACGAGAAGAGCCUCCUGGGGGUGUGAGGAC